AGACAAUUUUUUUUUUAACGUAUCCGAUUUUAGAAGUGUAAUAGCCAGUCUGCGUUGUUUUUUUUCUCUUUUAAUAUCUAAGAUUAAUUUAUUUAAUUAAUUAAUCCAGCCUUCCCCCUCGCCUCCCUUUAGCAGACGUAAACAGCUUCACCUCCACAUCCGCAUCCUCGUUAUAACGCGCUGUUAAAAUAAAGGGAUGCAGACUACUGACUGCAUAAAAUGGUCCGGUUCGAGAAAUUGCGUUUACGGAUCGUGUGAAGGACAAUAUAUUUAAAAUUAGAGUGGCGGUUAGUGCAGUUUGUCUCGCAGCGCCGCAGGUGUUGAAGCGGAUGCUGAGGCGGCGGAUGGGGUGAGUCUGGCCGGAGCGGAGCGCUCCAAGAGCGGGCUGCUCCUGAGUGAGGGUCCGCUACAGCCGGAACGCUGAGCGGGAAUAAUGCAGGACGCGGCGGACGGAGAGGAGCCCAUUCUGGCCGGGACUGCCAGGGAAGAGCAACGUCCAGUGAAACAGUCUCUGGCUAGCUCUCUGUGUCGGGAGUCACAUUGGAAGUGUCUUCUCCUCACGCUGCUUAUGUAUGGAUGUUUUGGCACACUGACCUGGUGCGGAUUAUGCAAGGUUCCCGUCCUCACAGUCCCCGUAGAGCUUGCAGCUACAGUAUUGGAAAAUGAAGACCAGUCUACAACUUCAGCUGCUGCUAAUGCCUACAGCCCUGAUGAGUUGGCUCUGGACAGCCCUUGCUCAAGUGGCUAUGUCUACAUUCCACUGGCUUUUCUGGCCAUGCUAUAUGUGGUCUACUUGGUGGAGUGCUGGCACUGCUACUCCAAGACUGCCAUGCUGGCUCAAGCAGAGGUUGCAGAGGUGUACGAGCGUGUGCAGAGACUUCAGCAGGCUACGCCAUGUAUCUGGUGGAAGGCCAUCAGCUACCAUUAUGUUCGAAGGACCAGACAGGUAACACGCUACCGCAAUGGAGACGCAUAUACCACCACACAGGUGUACCAUGAACGGGUCAACACGCAUGCAGCGAGUUCAGAGUUUGACUAUGCCAGGCUGGGUGUGAAAGAUGUCUCAAAGGAGCUAAGGGGCCUCAUGGAGCAUCCAGCAGUACGUCUGCGCUUUACAAAGUGCUUUAGUUUCUCCAGUGCCCGAGCAGAGGCUGCCUACCUCACACAACGUGCACGGUUCUUUGGGGAAAAUGAAGGCCUAGAUGACUACAUGGAGGCACGGGAGGGAAUGCACCUGAAAAAUGUAGACUUCCGUGAACAUAUGCUGGCCUUCCCUGACCCCGCUCGGCAGCCCUGGUAUGCGCGCCGGAGGGUGUUCUGGCUUGCUUCAGCUUUGCUGCUGUCAUGGCCACUUCGUGUUGUGGCAGAAUAUCGCACUGCGUAUGUGCAUUACCAUGUAGAAAAGCUGUUCGGCGAUGAAGAUGACAGCAGCAGAGGGGACGGAAGCGAGAAUGGGGGAAUCACUGAGAAUGUAAAUGGACCUGGAGGAGGGGCCAUCGGAUCGAGCUACCGUGCCAUUUCCCGGGUUAACACCGUUGACAUGACGGAACUUGAGUGGCACAUUCGCUGCAAUCAGCAGAUGGUUCCCAGCUAUUCUGAGGCACUACUGAUGGAUCCUGGCUCAGAUGGUAACCAAGGCACUAACCCCCCUCCUGCUGGGGCAAACUCCAACACGGGAGGUCCUACGCUGCCUGUGGCCUUUGCCUCAGCCUACCUGCUCCAGAGCUGCCCUCGCUGUCGCCGGUCCACUAGCAGCAUGUCACUCCCUUCCAGGCUGAGAGGCCCAACGGCUGCCUUGCUGACUGGCACUGUGGCUGGCAUGAGAGCUAGCGGAGCGGGAGGUGCUGCUGGAGGUCCAGGCAGGCUUGUUCUAAGCAGAAGUGGUUUUUCACUGGGUCGUCUCCAGGCCACACGUCCCACAUCUCUGUUCCAUUCUCGCAGUGUGGGUGGAGGUCUAGGAGGAAGAGGGGAGGAGGGGAGUGGUGCAGGAGCAGGAGGUGGAGGGUUUCUUGGUUUGGGCUUAAGACAGGAUGAGGAGAGCAGAGGGGUGCUAGAGGGAGAAGGGGAGGAGGAAGAAGAACAGGGAAACGAGGAGGCUGGGGAGGAGGAGAGAGAAAGACAAGAAGAGGAAGCAGAGCAGCCUGAAGAUAGCAACAGAGAGGAAGGGAGAGAGGGCGAAAGGGAUCGACCUCCUGCAUAUCAGGAUGCCUUUUUCUUCCCUGUGUUAAUAGUGCAUGGAGAGGAGAGUUGUCACUCAGGAGAGGACAUCUCUUAAACAAGAGGAACGACUUCCCCAAAAAGGAGAAAAUGGGAGGAUGGCUAUAUAAAGAUAGAGGUAGCACUGUUUUUCUAGUGAGGGAUAAGGGACAGUAGGAACUGAUAGCCUUGGUUGCCAUGUAGAAAAGCUAUGUAAAGUAGGGUGGGAAAUAUGACUCAUUAUAUCUAUGCAAGAUUGAGAGAAGUCAGGUAAAAUAAGUGACAAGAUACUCAGUAAGUUCUUUCUCCAUUUGUCAUACUCCAAAAGGAAGUAUAUUAUAGAAGGAAGAAGACCAAGAAAGAAACAAAUAAAUAAAUAAUUAAAUAAAAUCUCUCUGUACAUUUUCCAAAGUAAAUGCAUCACAGAAAUCAUAUCUCAUAAUAUAAGCAUUUCUGUUUCUGGUUUUCCAGUAUCAAGUAACUGCUAAUGAUAGACAUAUAAUCUUCAGGUACAACAGAAUCACCAAAACUGCAGCCUUGGAACCCAAAUGGAUCACAGUCUUCUGUAAGACACCCCACCUGUGCAUGUAACUUAACGUUACCUCAGCCUAUGCGCUAACAGCAGACUUGCAAUUACAGUGUAUCCCAUUUUUCAGCAAUGGAAACACCACGACCCUGUUUUCUGACCUCCAUCUAUCCAGCUUAGACUGGUCUUAACAUCCUCAACUACUCUUGCUUUGCAUGCUGUUUGCUGAGGCUUGGUCGAAGCAAGAUGACUUUGGGAGAUAAUGAUGUGUUGAACAUGCUUAGGAGCUUUGGCUCAUUUAGGAAGGAGUGUUUCACCUCUGUUGUAUAGCUUGGACCAAGACUUCUCAUUUAAAAUGAGAAAGCUAUAUUCUGGACAUGAAAUGGCUCAGUACGUAGUUGCUAUGAGAAGCAUAAAAAUGUGGAGAAUGUUCUCUAUGCUGGAAGCUUUAUCACAUCACUUUGUUAUAGUGAAGCACAUUAUGGUUUGGGUAUAUUUGCUAUAUUAGUAAGUUUAUUUGUUUUGUAGUGUAUCACCAGUUUUGCCUCAUGAAGGGCUUUGCUCAGCUACUAUGCCUCACACAGACACCUUGUUUUAUGGGACUUUAUGGUGCAACCAUACAACACAUUGCCUUCCAUUAUAGCCUCUGUACUUGUCUCUCAUAUUGUGUCACAUGAGCAUGAACCAGCUAAUCAUUAAUGAAAAUGGUUAGUGUGCCAAGAAAUACUCACUGAUUGCUAAUAAUUGUACAUAUCAGUGGCCACAGUCUAUACCCAUUUUGUAUAUAGGACAUACUUUUACCAGACAAUUUUUUUAUUUUUGCACAGAUGCUUAUAAAGCCAUAUUUCCAGUCACUCAGUCCUACAUGCUAUAUUUGUUUUGAGUGUUUUUAUGUUUGUAUGUAUAUAUGAUGCCUUUCUAUAUUCCGUGCUUCUGGAUCUGGGACUAAUACUACAGUUGCAUUAUGGCACUUCUCAAGCUCUAUUGUUUGUCAUAGGAUAAGCAGAAAUUAUUUGGCAGUUUCACAUGUUUCUCAAGUUUUCUCACUCAAAAAAAAACAAACAAACAAACAAAAAAAAAAAGAAAAAAAAAAACCAAAAAAAAAGGCGAUGCUUUUAAGCUCAACUUCCACUGAUAGCUAGAGGUUCAAACACAUCCACUCAUAGUCAUUCACUCAGUCAUGUGAAUGGACAUGCUCUCAUUAAAACAUGCAGCCUAGGCAGACUUCCUAGUGGCACUCAUAGGAUACCAUAUUUGGGGAAAAUUAAAGAAGAAAAAAAAUGUUAAGGCAAUCUUGUCAGAAUGUUCUGUGUUGCAUCAUGAAUGUUGACUACCAUUGAUGUUUUAAUGAGAAAUCACAGUGAGAAGAUACGCCACAAGCAUUUAGAUGAGAGGUUUUGCUCCACAUAUGUAAAGGCUUUAAACUAAAGCCGCACUUUACAAGUCUAGAUUUAACUAAACCUGAGUUGACUAAUUAACAUUCCAGUGCAGACAACAGCUGAUUGUUAUGUGUGGUUGUGGAGUCAGGCAGCUGAGUGUGUUUAUGUAUGUAGAUGUUUAAAAGAAAUGUGUCAAGGUGUUCAAUUUGAAUUCCAUUUCAAGGCUUAUGGGGGGAAACAAAACUGUGAAGCAGUAAAUCUAACAGCUUCAGUUGCUUUCAAAACUGUGUAGCCCAGCAGAAACAGUAGUUUCCACUCUGGGAGAAUGUGUUGAACAUUCUUAGUGAUUGUGCAGUAUGAUUCAUCUGGAAUGGAUGGAUAGGCUAUACAUUAUCCCUUUAAAGUAAAUAAACUCAAAUAGCAAGUGAAUAGCUAAUUUAAAACCUCAGACAUCAUACAAUGAUGCAAAUUGUUCUAUUGUAGCAAAGAUUGUUGAUUUGAUAGGUAUCAGUUAGGGACAUUAUGAUGAUGAUAACUGAUAAUGACAUUAUGUACGCUAUAAUAAAACCAGACUGCUUGAUUUAAAGCACCUGCCUUAUGUCAUGAUUAUUUAUUUAAUUUUUCAUAGAGUAUUAAUCCAGUAGUUACAUGAUUUGUUGACAUGGUAUGACUUUUUAAUUAUAAUAGUAAUAUAUACCUGCCACUACUACAUUAAGGAAGUAGCAAUAAGGUAAGUUGUAGUAAAAUGUGAUUAGGCUUAGCUGGAUAUAUCCAGAUACUGGUGAGUGUGCAGAUCACAUUCUCAUGUCUGUAAAUGCACAAAUCACCCAAGUCCUUGUCCAAAUUGUUAUUGAGCCACCAUGUGGUCAUUUCAGGUAUUAGAAUAAAUGAUUGAAGAAGAACAAAUCCAAACAGUGUUGGAGGGAAUGGCCACUACAGAGUUACUGAGUAGGAUUUAUCUUUGGAAUUUCCUUUUAAACGCUUCAAGCCUCAGUAAGCCUCUUUCUACCACUUCAAGCCCAAAUGAACACUGCUGUUUUACUCUUGGAUGCCCUGACUGAUAAUAAUGAUGAGGAGUCAUAAGGUAAGUCCAUCUUGAUUGCACUAAUGUACAACUUAUAGCUUAAUAAGCUGGGAGGAGCUCAUAUAGACAACUAAAAAGGCUCAAUCGGCUUACAAAAAUAACCAUGUAAAUAAUAGAAGCUAGCAGAACUACGUACACCAGGCUGUCUGAGAAAACAACAAUUAAAACAGGUGGAGAAAUGACCUUAGGUCCUAUGCAUGUGUUCACUUGUCACAUUCUUGCUUUCUCUCUCAAAACUAAAGUAAAGCUCCUUCAUGUUUACUCCUUAUAUAUAAUAUAUGCCAUAUAACCAAAUAUAAAUAUAUUAGUUUGUGUUGUGUCCCAAAAAA
This is a messenger RNA of Pangasianodon hypophthalmus (striped catfish), 5514 nucleotides long. Its product is annotated as transmembrane protein 151A. The coding region runs from base 434 to 2275 and encodes 613 amino acids. The record is from RefSeq and is a predicted model, not a curated record. NCBI's taxonomy places the organism in Eukaryota, Metazoa, Chordata, Actinopteri, Siluriformes, Pangasiidae. The transcript is spliced from 2 exons.